AUGCUCACCCGGUCGUCGAGCGGCACCUCAGCGGAUGCUCGCCUCCAGCUGCGCCAGAUCGCCGCCCUCGCGCGACAAGUCCCCGCUGGCCGUGCCGCCCGCCGCCGCCAUGGCGCGGCGCAUGGCCUUAUCAGUCGCGCCCACCGCCCGAUAGCCUCGGGGCGGCACCGGCAACAUCGCCGUCCAGCAUCCGCGCGUCAGCGAGCAGCCGGGCAGCGCGCUGGUCCUCAGGAUCACGUGCCACCAGCGAAAGGCGGCCUGUUCGCGCCGCCCCGGAUAGCCGGCGGCGAGAUCGGCCUCGACCAAGGCGCGGGCGACGUCAGCCUUCGGAUCGCCGUCGCUGACCGGCGCCGUCACCACCGCAUCGGCGGCAGGCUGGAAGGCGACGAUCAUCGCCGCGCCGAUAAUCCGCGCAUCCAUCGCCCAUCCGCGCAGGUCGCCGAUCGCCGCCCCGACCUGCGAUUGGAACAGCGCCACCGCCUCGGCUCCGAUCGGGCGAUCGGAAUGGACGAUCACCUCGCCUUCCGCUCGCUCCAAAGGUCAGCGCGGUACCGGCAGGCCAGACGAGGCGCGGAUCGCCCGGCGCGACGAUGCGAUGGUCGACGAAGACCAUAUCGGGCACCGUCAGUUGCGGCAUCGCCGCGCCGCCGAGGGGGGCAGAUCAGUGGCGAUCAUGGCGUCAACACCGCCCGUGCCCGCCCGGGCUGCCCGGCCGCGAUCAGCAGCCGUGCCUGCAACGCGGCCAGUUCGGCAUCGCGCGGAGCCGCACGCCGCAUCGCCCGUAACCAGCGCCAGCGCCUCGGCGCGCCGCCCAGCCGGUCGAGCAGCUCGGCCCGUGUCCGCCCGGUGCGCGGUGCCUGCAACAGCGCCCGCUCAGCGGUCGCGCCGCCGCCGCCCGCCCAGUCGGCUUGCGCAUCCGCCAUCAGCCGCAGCGCGGCGGGUCACUGGUGCCUCGACCAGAUAUUCGUGCAGCCAGUCGCGCGUGCGCUCGCAUCCCCCAUUCAGGCCGCCCGGGCGAGUCAGGCCAGUCGCGCGGUCCCGCAAUUCCCGCCGCGAUGCGCCGCUCGGCCAACGCGCGCGCACUGGGCAGGUCGAGCCCAUCCGCCAAUGCCGAGAUACGACGCAGCGCGCGGCUCGAGCGCCCGUCCGUCGAGCAGUGCCGCCAUCGCACGGCGGGCAGCCGCGAUCGCCCUCCUCUUGGGCCCGGUGCAGGCGAAGGAUCGCGAUAUCGGUCCCGCGCCGCCAGCGGAUGGCGCUGCUGCACAAAAACCAGCGCGGUCGCGGGCGUAUCGCGCUCGGCAUAGGCGGCCAGCCAGCGCGCCUGAUCGGCGCUCGAUCCCGCCAGCGCCUGUUGCCGCAACCAUUCGCGAUCACCGGAUGCGGGGCGCGGCCCCAUCAGAUAGAGCAGCCGCUGCCCCACCGCCGAGCCGGGCGAUUGUCCGAUGGCCGCCCGGCGCAACAGCGCGAUUGCGUCUCGCGCGCCGAUCGCCAACAACCGCUCCGCCAAAGGCCGCAUCUGGCUACGCAAUCCAGCGCGAUCGCCGGUCCGCGUCAUCGGGCCGUCCGCGUCCUCCCGCUCUUCGGCAGGCAGACCGCCGAUCGCGCGCAGCACCGAGGCGCUGUCCCCGUCCGGAUCGCGACCCGCAGCGCCAGCCGGUCGCCCCGCCAAUCAGCACCCCGCCCGGUCGAGCUGCGCCAGCCGAUCAGGGCGAUCAGCGCAUAGCCAGUGGCGAUGAUCGCUGCGGGCGGCACGCCGAUGGGGCGCGUGGCGGCGGCGGCCAAAAGCCUCCGCCUCCUUGCGCCGGCCGAGCUUGCGCAACAGAUCGACGCGCAGCAACCGGUCGCGGGGCCGGUGCCAUCGGCCCCGCGCUGCAGAUAGGCGAGCGCCACGGCGGGCGCCCCGCCGCCGCCAGAUCAUAG
This is a messenger RNA of Acanthosepion pharaonis, 1920 nucleotides long. The record is from the annotation of a GenBank genome assembly. Lineage: Eukaryota; Metazoa; Mollusca; Cephalopoda; Sepiida; Sepiidae.